Molecule: messenger RNA, 4138 nt
Organism: Ziziphus jujuba (common jujube)
Lineage: Eukaryota; Viridiplantae; Streptophyta; Magnoliopsida; Rosales; Rhamnaceae
Product: phospholipid-transporting ATPase 3
Exons: 27
Coding region: 324-4013 (1229 amino acids)
Biological process (GO): phospholipid translocation
Cellular component (GO): plasma membrane
Molecular function (GO): ATP binding; ATP hydrolysis activity; magnesium ion binding
Source: RefSeq, a predicted model, not a curated record
AAAAAAAAAAAGGAAAAAAAAUUUACAGAGGAAGUUUCAUUAAAAAUAAAUAAAAAAAGAAAAAGAAAAAGGGGAAAUGUUGGAAGAAGAAGGAAAGGAGAGGGAGGGGUGUUGAACGCGCACACUUUCCUCUCUUCUGUUUCAUCGUUUCGUACCACAAAGGGAGAGGAAACAAGAAACUGGGAGGGGCAUAUUCGUAAAUAAAAGAGAAAAAAAAGAGGAAGACGAAGAAGAAUUAGAAUUCGAUCGGAGAAUAUUUGUUUCGGUUUCGGAUCGGGGCCGUGUUGUGUGAAGGAGGAAUAAGAAAGAAGAAGAAGAAGAAGAUGGUUGGGUGGGAUAGGAUUAGGCCGUCUCGACCAACGAGGUUGGGUCGUGGUUCGGAUUCGAACCCUCGGCACGAACGCAUUCCUUCGUCUCGGACUGUUCGACUCGGCCGAGUUCAGCCUCAGGCUCCUGGUCACCGUACCAUUUACUGCAAUGAUCGCGAUGCUAAUCUUCCUGUUAGAUUCAAGGGGAAUUCUAUAUCAACUACGAAGUAUAACUUCUUUACUUUUUUGCCAAAAGGACUCUUUGAACAGUUCAGACGGGUAGCUAAUCUGUACUUUCUUACCAUCUCAAUUUUGUCAACAACACCUAUCAGUCCUGUGAGUCCAAUUACGAAUGUGCUCCCUUUGAGUUUGGUGCUUCUUGUUUCUCUAAUUAAAGAAGCAUUUGAGGACUGGAAGCGGUUUCAGAAUGAUAUGGCAAUAAAUAAUAAUCCUGUGGAGGUGUUACAAGAUCAAAGGUGGGAAAGUAUUCCUUGGAAGAAGUUGCAGGUUGGGGACAUUGUCAGGAUCAAGCAGGAUGGGUUCUUCCCUGCGGAUUUACUUUUUCUUGCCAGUACAAAUCCGGAUGGUGUUUGCUACAUUGAGACCGCAAAUUUGGAUGGGGAAACUAAUUUGAAGAUCAGAAAGGCAUCUGAAAAGACUUGGGAUUAUUUGACUCCUGAGAAAGCGUCUGAAUUUAAAGGUGAAGUGCAAUGUGAGCAGCCAAACAAUUCAUUAUACACUUUCACAGGCAAUCUCAUUAUUCAAAAGCAAACAGUACCUCUUACUCCAAACCAGAUCCUGCUGCGAGGAUGCAGUCUCAGGAACACUGAGUACGUUGUCGGGGCUGUUAUUUUUACAGGGCAAGAAACGAAGGUUAUGAUGAAUACCAUGAAUGUUCCCUCCAAAAGAAGUACAUUAGAGAGGAAACUCGACAAACUCAUACUCACACUUUUUGCUACUCUUUUUGCUAUGUGUCUAAUUGGAGCCAUAGGCAGUGGUGUGUUCAUUGAUCGCAAGUAUUACUACUUAGGUCUUCAGGAAGAUGUGGAAAAUCAGUUCGACCCUAAUAAACCUUUUGUGGUUACCAUUCUGACCAUGUUUACUCUUAUUACUCUAUACUCAACAAUCAUCCCUAUUUCUCUUUAUGUUUCAAUUGAGAUGAUCAAAUUUAUUCAGUGUGCUCAAUUUAUCAACAAAGAUUUGCAUAUGUAUCAUAUUGAAACCAACACCCCUGCGUUGGCUAGAACUUCCAAUUUGAAUGAGGAACUUGGACAGGUGGAGUACAUUUUCUCUGAUAAGACUGGUACUUUGACACGAAACUUGAUGGAGUUCUUCAAGUGCUCUAUUGGAGGAGAGGUAUAUGGAACUGGUGUGACUGAAAUAGAAAGGGGAAUAGCAGAACGGGACGGAAUUAAACUUAUGGAAAGCAAAAAAUCAGCCAAUACAGUACAAGAGAGGGGAUUUAACUUUGAUGAUGCAAGGCUUAUGCGAGGAGCUUGGAGGAAUGAACCUAAUUCAGACAUUUGCAAGGAAUUUUUUAGGUGCCUUGCUAUAUGUCAUACUGUGCUUCCUGAAGGUGUUGAGUCUCCAGAGAAAAUUACAUACCAGGCUGCAUCACCAGAUGAAGCUGCCUUAGUAACUGCUGCAAAAAACUUUGGCUUCUUCUUUUACAGGCGAACUCCUACAAUGAUAUUUGUUCGUGAAUCUCAUGUUGACAAGAUGGGGAAAAUCGAAGAUGUUUCAUAUGAAAUUCUAAAUGUUCUUGAGUUUAAUAGUACGAGGAAGCGCCAAUCUGUUGUUUGCCGUUAUCCAGAUGGCAGGCUUGUAUUGUACUGUAAGGGUGCUGAUACUGUAAUCUAUGAGAGGUUGGCUGUUGGGAAUGAUGAUAUAAAGAAAGUAUCUAGGGAACACUUGGAACAAUUUGGAGCUUCUGGAUUACGUACUCUUUGUCUGGCUUAUAGAGAUUUAAGUCCUGAUAUAUAUGAAAGCUGGAAUGAGAAGUUCAUCCAGGCUAAAUCUUCUCUACGGGAUCGUGAAAAGAAGUUGGAUGAGGUGGCAGAACUCAUAGAACAGGAUCUGAUUUUGAUUGGGUGUACUGCUAUUGAAGACAAGCUUCAAGAAGGAGUUCCAACUUGUAUAGAGACUCUUGCUAGAGCUGGUAUUAAGAUUUGGGUCUUAACAGGGGACAAGAUGGAAACAGCAAUAAAUAUAGCUUAUGCAUGCAAUCUGAUCAAUAAUGAAAUGAAACAGUUUAUCAUCAGUUCAGAAACUGAUGCCAUUAGAGAGGUUGAGAGCAGGGGUGACCAAGUGGAAAUUGCGCGCUUUAUCAAAGAAGAAGUUAAAAAAGAGCUAAAGAGGUGCCUUGAGGAAGCACAAACUUAUCUUCACACGGUUUCUGGACCAAAAUUAGCACUUGUAAUAGAUGGGAAGUGUUUGAUGUAUGCAUUAGAUCCAAGUUUGCGAGUGAUGCUACUCAAUUUGAGCUUGAACUGUUGUUCAGUUGUUUGCUGCCGGGUUUCUCCUUUACAGAAAGCACAGGUGACAAGUCUGGUCAAGAAAGGUGCACGGAAGAUAACACUUAGCAUUGGUGAUGGUGCAAACGAUGUAAGCAUGAUUCAAGCUGCUCAUGUUGGCAUUGGAAUAAGUGGGCAGGAGGGGAUGCAGGCAGUGAUGGCUAGUGAUUUUGCAAUUGCCCAGUUCCGGUUUCUUACAGAUUUACUUCUUGUGCAUGGACGUUGGUCAUAUCUUAGGUUAUGCAAGGUUAUUACAUAUUUCUUUUACAAGAAUCUCACAUUCACUUUGACUCAAUUUUGGUUCACUUUUCAAACUGGAUUUUCUGGUCAAAGGUUCUAUGAUGACUGGUUUCAAUCGUUAUAUAAUGUCAUUUUUACAGCUCUGCCUGUGAUCAUGGUUGGGCUUUUUGACAAGGAUGUUAGUGCAUCCCUUUCCAAGAAAUAUCCUGAAAUAUACAGAGAAGGAAUAAGAAAUGUCUUUUUCAAAUGGAGGGUUGUGGCAGUAUGGGCUUUCUUUUCUGUCUACCAGUCUUUGAUCUUCUAUUACUUUGUCACCACUUCCAGUUCUGGUGCUCAUAAUUCAUCUGGCAAAGUAUUUGGUCUUUGGGAUGUCAGCACAAUGGCCUUCACUUGUGUUGUAGUAACUGUCAACCUGCGUCUUCUUUUGAUGUGUAAUUCAAUUACAAGGUGGCAUUACAUUAGUGUUGGAGGAAGCAUUUUAGCAUGGUUUUGUUUCAUUUUCUUAUAUUCUGGUAUUAUGACUACGUAUGACCGACAGGAGAAUGUCUACUUUGUCAUAUAUGUGUUGAUGAGUACAUUCUACUUCUAUGUAACAAUUAUUCUUGUUCCUGUUGUUGCACUUUUGUGUGACUUCAUUUACCAGGGGGUUCAAAGGUGGUUCUUCCCCUACGAUUAUCAGAUUGUUCAGGAAAUCCAUAGGCAUGAGCCUGAAGGUAGAACCAGGACAGAGCUGUUGGAGAUUGGAAAUGAGCUCACACCACAUGAGGCAAGGAGCUAUGCCAUAGCUCAACUGCCACGAGAAUUAUCAAAGCACACUGGCUUUGCAUUCGAUUCACCUGGCUAUGAGUCAUUUUUCGCUUCUCAGCUAGGUGUAUAUGCCCCUCAGAAAGCAUGGGAUGUUGCUCGGAGAGCCAGCAUGAAGUCAAGACCAAAGAUAGGACAAAAGAAAUAAAUUGAAACAGAGAUUCUUGUAUAAAGUUCUCAUUUGGACAUUUAGCUGUAGAAAUAUUUGUAAAUUAGCUGUGCCAUAUCUUAGAUUUUUUGUUUUCUUUAUAUAUUUUUCUCAAUUUUGUUACA